Harpia harpyja (harpy eagle) is the source of this 1961-nucleotide messenger RNA. It is a transcript of the gene TALDO1, whose product is annotated as transaldolase 1. The coding region runs from base 126 to 1139 and encodes 337 amino acids. The record is from RefSeq and is a predicted model, not a curated record. NCBI's taxonomy places the organism in Eukaryota, Metazoa, Chordata, Aves, Accipitriformes, Accipitridae. The transcript has 8 exons. Gene Ontology annotation, biological process: pentose-phosphate shunt, non-oxidative branch; pentose-phosphate shunt; carbohydrate metabolic process. Gene Ontology annotation, molecular function: transaldolase activity. Gene Ontology annotation, cellular component: intracellular anatomical structure; cytoplasm.
CGCCCCCUCCCCGCGGGCGGCGGGCGGCGGGAGCGAGCGAAGGGCGGGUGCGCGCGCAGGCUGGCUCCCCUCCGGGCGGGCAGGGUUUCUUAUAGGAGGCGCGAGCCCCCCCCACCCCGUGGAUUAUGUCGGUGUCCCCCGUGAAGCGGCAGAAGAUGGAGUCGGUGCUGGACCAGCUCAAGCACCACACCACCGUGGUGGCCGACACCGGCGACUUCAACGCAAUUGAUGAGUAUAAGCCCCUGGAUGCCACCACAAACCCAUCUCUGAUACUAGCUGCUGCUCAGAUGCCAGCUUACCAGGAACUUGUGGAUGAUGCUGUUGCCUAUGGGAAAAAACUUGGCGGGUCAGAAGAGGAACAGAUCAAAAAUGCUUGUGACAAACUCUUUGUACUAUUUGGAGCUGAAAUAUUGAAGAGGAUACCUGGCCGUGUGUCCACAGAAGUAGAUGCAAGGUUGUCCUUUGAUAAGGAAGGAAUGAUUCAAAGGGCCAGGCGCCUCAUUGACCUUUAUAAGGAAGCAGGAAUUGGUAAAGAUCGUAUUCUCAUAAAGCUCUCUUCAACAUGGGAAGGAAUCCAGGCUGGCAAGGUUCUGGAAGCAGAGUAUGGGAUUCACUGCAACAUGACCUUGCUGUUCUCCUUUGCUCAGGCAGUUGCCUGUGCUGAAGCUGGAGUUACUCUGAUUUCCCCAUUCGUAGGACGUAUCCUGGAUUGGUAUGUUGCAAAUGGAGAUAAAAAAACCUAUGAGCCUUCAGAGGACCCAGGAGUGAAGAGUGUCACUAAGAUCUACAACUACUACAAAAAGUUUGGCUACAAAACUAUUGUGAUGGGUGCUUCGUUUCGAAAUACGGGAGAAAUAAAAGCGCUUACAGGCUGUGACUAUCUCACUAUUUCACCCAAGCUUUUGGCAGAGCUCAGCAAAGAAUAUGUCAAGUUAACUCCCACACUCAGUGUAAAAGAGGCUCAGGCAUGUGAGCUUGAGAAGAUCCACCUGGAUGAGAAGGCAUUCCGCUGGCACCAUAAUGAAGACCAAAUGGCUGUGGAGAAAUUAUCUGAUGGGAUCAGAAAAUUUGCUGCAGAUGCAAUUAAGCUGGAGAGGAUGUUAAAGGAGCGAAUGUUCAGUGCUGAAAAUGGAAAGUAAAAAAAUCAGAAUCUUCCUGAGUGGUCAAGGCUGAAUGAGUGGAUCACCUGAGGUUAAAUGGAUGUACAAAUGUCUUACCUGUAAAAGUCUUAUGCUAUGUAUGGAUAGAUUUCUGUAUCAUGCUUUUUUAUCAAUUUGCAAAGGGACAAAUAGAAUUUCAAAUUUUUGUGGCACUUUUGUCAAUACAUGCAAAUUAACACAGACUUCCCUUGUAAUGUGUUCAUUUCACUGCUGCAGGAAACACCUGAUAUAGUAUUUUAAUUUUUUAACUUUUUGUAUUAAAUUCCUAAUUAAGUCUACACUCCUAAUACAUUAAGAAAGCAGUUUUGUCUUUCAUGCUGUUUUACUGUGAUUAAAGACAAGACACAGGUUUCAAAAGCCCUCCUUGGUACAAAACCCACAAGUACUCUUAUAAGACAUGUAUGUAUGUAUGUAUACACACUAAAUCAAUAUAGUUUUGUCCCUUCCUUUCUUCAUUCUGCAGCCAAGGUAGCACCAGUAGUGACUUACUGGUUGGCAAACCUGGUGAAAGCCAUCAUAAUUAAUAUUUCAAGGCUUUUUAACGGGGGGGGGGGAGGGGGGAAGCUGUAUCAUAAGCAAUUUUUAGGAGUUUUGUCAAAUACCAGUUUUGUUUAUGACUUGCCUAAGAGCCCAAAGCAAGGUAACAGCAAGAAGAUGGAAUUGAUUGAAGCUGAAAAUGCCACUGCGAUUACAACACAGGCAUAAACUACAAGUACCCUGAUGCAGUUAAUUUUGAAAGUGUAGCCUUCAAUAACGUGUCUCAAGCAGUUAAUAAAUAACUUGAUAAUGGGUUAAUCUGAA